AUGGACGGUGGUGGCUGCAGCAGCAGCAGCGAUCCGGUUCCCGGCCCGGGUCCGGAAGGGGAGCAGCGGCCCGAGGGAGAGCUUUUGGCCCCAGAAGGCAGCUCCCCGGACAGGUCCCAGAGCAAGGCUGUGGCCCCGGAGGCCAGUCCAGAGAGAAGCUGCUCCCUCCACAGCUGCCCCCUUGAGGACCCUUCCAGUUCUUCUGGACCACCACCAGCAACUUCCACCCUCCAGCCUGUGGGCCCAUCCAGCCCCUUGGGCCCUGCUCACUUUACCUAUCCCCGAGCACCGCAGGAGUACCGGGGGGGAAGCUCCCUGCCAGGGCUUGGGGACCGGGCAGGGCUGUGCUCCCAUGGCUCCAGCCUCAGCCCUUCCCCAGCCCCCUCACAGCGUGAUGGGGCCUGGAAGCCAGCAUCUGUGCAGCACCACGUGGUCAGCGUCAGGCAGGAACGGGCCUUCCGGAUGCCAAAGAGCUAUUCCCAGCUGAUUGCGGAGUGCCCAGUGGCCGUGCUGCUGCUGUGUCUGGCUUUCAUCCUCCUCUGCACCCUGGCUGGACUGCUGGGGGGCCAGCUACCUGAUUUCUCCAAGCCCUUACUGGGCUUUGAGCCUCGGGACACGGACAUUGGGCGCAAGCUAGUGGUCUGGAGAGCACUGCAGGCCCUCACAGGCCCCAAGAAGCUGCUUUCCCUUUCCCCAGACCUUGAGCUGAACAGCUCAACCCCCCACACCACUCUGAGCCCCGCCACACCCUGGAGCAGUGCCCAAGAGGGGUUGGUCCGGCCUCGGAGGAUGGUGGAGUCCUUGGAGGACAGAGGGCAGGAGAGCUUCUUCUGUGGCCCCCCUGAGAAGAGCUAUGCACAGCUGGUGUUCAUGUCCACCUCAGCGGGCAGCCUCUGGAACCUGCACGCCAUUCAUUCUAUAUGUCGCAUGGAACAUGACCAGAUCCGCUCCCAUCCCAGCUUUGGGGCUCUGUGCCAGCGUACGGCAGCCAACGAGUGCUGCCCAAGUUGGUCCCUGGGCAACUACGUGGCUGUGCUCUCCAAUCGCUCCUCCUGCCUAGACAUUACUCAAGCCGACACAACCCGCACGCUGGCCCUGCUGCGGGCCUGUGCCCUCUACUAUCACCGUGGUGCCCUGGUGCCCUCCUGUCUGGGACCCGGAAAGGACAAGCCCCCACGCUGUACCCAGGUUCCCACCAAGUGCUCCCAGAGCAGUGCUGUCUACCAACUCCUGCACUUCCUGCUGGACAAGGACUUUCUGAGUCCCCAGACUGCUGACUACCAGGUGCCCUCCCUCAAGUACAGCCUGCUCUUCCUGCCCACCCUGAAGGGUGCCUCCAUGAUGGGCAUCUACCUGGACCGCCUCGCUAUGCCCUGGGGGCUCUCCGACAACUACACAUCCGUCACCGGCAUGGAUCUGGGCCUCAAGCAGGAACUGCUGAGACACUACCUGGCCCAGGACACGGUGUACCCCUUGCUGGCCCUGGCCGCCAUUUUCCUCAGCAUCGCCCUCUACCUGCGCUCGCUCUUCCUCACGCUCAUGGUGCUGCUGGGGGUGCUGGGCUCCCUGCUGGUUGCCUUUUUUCUCUAUCGAGUGGCCUUCCGCAUGGCCUACUUCCCCUUCGUCAAUCUGGCAGCCCUCGUCCUGCUGAGCAGCGUCUGCGCGAACCACACCCUCAUCUUCUUUGACCUCUGGCGCCUCAGCAAGAGCCAGCUGCCGUCCGGGGGGCUGGCGCAGCGCGUGGGCCGCACCAUGCACCACUUCGGCUACCUGCUGCUGGUCUCGGGCCUCACCACGGGCGCGGCCUUCUACGCCAGCUACCUGAGCCGCCUCCCGGCCGUGCGCUGUUUCGCGCUCUAUAUGGGAACGGCUGUGCUGGCGCACCUGGCGCUCACGCUGGCCUGGCUGCCUUCCGCCGCGGUGCUCCACGAGCGCUACCUGGCGCGCGGCUGUGCCUCCCAGGCGCGUGGCCCGUGGGCCGGCAGCGCGCCCCGGCGACUGGCACUGGCCCUCCACCGACGGCUCCGCGGCCUCCGGAGGGCGGCCGCCAGCACCUCGCGCCUGCUCUUCCAGCGUCUCCUGCCCUGCGGCGUCAUCAAGUUCCGUUACAUUUGGAUCUGCUGGUUCGCCGCGCUAGCGGCUGGGGGCGCCUACAUCGCGGGCGUCAGCCCCCGCCUGCGGCUGCCCACGCUACCGCCGCCCCGCGGCCAGGUCUUCAGGCCCAGCCACCCCUUCGAGCGCUUCGACGCCGAGUACCGUCAGCAGUUUCUGUUUGAGCGGCUGCCUCAGGGCGAGGGCGGCCACAUGCCCGUGGUCUUGGUGUGGGGCAUCCUGCCCGUGGACACGGGCGACCCCCUGGACCCUCGCAGCAACAGCUCGCUGGUGAGCGACCCUGCCUUCUCAGCCAGCGGUCCUGAGGCCCAGCGCUGGCUGCUGGCCCUCUGCCGCGGAGCUCGGAAUCAAAGCUUCUUCGGGGCCCAGCCGGAGGGCUGGCCUACAUUGUGCUUCGUGGAGGCUCUCCAGCGCUGGAUGGAGAGCCCCGGCUGUGCCCGCCUGGGGCCGGGCCUCUGCUGUGGCCACUCGGGCUUCCCUUGGGCCCCGCAGCUUUUCCUGCACUGCCUCAAGAUGAUGGCUCUGGAGCAAGGGCCGGAGAGCCCCCGGGACCUGGGAGCCCGCUUCAAUACCCAGGGCGGCUUGGCUGCCCUGGUCCUGCAGUUCCAGACCAACUUCCCCUACAGUCCAGACUACAGCCAGGCUCACCAUUUCUACACUGAGGUCAACCACUGGCUGGCCACAGAGCUGGGCAGGGCACCCCCUGGCCUGCGCCGGGGUUGGUUCACCAGCCGUCUGGAGCUGUACAGCCUGCAGCAUAGCCUGAGCACUGAGCCUGCAGUGGUGCUGGGCCUGGCGCUGGCGCUGGCCUUUGCCACACUGCUGCUGGGCACCUGGAAUGUUCCCCUUAGCCUGUUCUCAGUGGCAGCGGUGGCAGGCACUGUGCUGCUCACCGUGGGGCUCCUGGUUCUGCUCGAGUGGCAGCUCAACACUGCCGAGGCCCUCUUUCUCUCUGCCUCAGUGGGCCUGUCCGUGGACUUCACUGUCAACUACUGCAUCUCCUAUCACCUGUGCCCGCACCCUGACCGCCUGAGUCGUGUGGCCUUCUCGCUGCGCCAGAGCAGCUGCGCCACGGCGGUGGGGGCUGCGGCCCUGUUUGCAGCCGGCGUCCUCAUGCUCCCGGCCACGGUGCUGCUCUAUCGCAAGCUGGGCAUCGUCCUCAUGAUGGUGAAGUGCGUCAGCUGCGGCUUCGCCAGCUUCUUCUUCCAAUCUCUCUGCUGCUUCUUUGGACCAGAGAAGAACUGUGGGCAGAUCCUCUGGCCUUGUGCACACCUGCCGUGGGAUGCUGGCACUGGGGAGCCUGGUGGGGAGAAGGCAGGUCGCCCACGACCAGGGCCGGUGGGAGGGGUGCCCGGGUCCUGCUCAGAGCAGUACGAGCUACAGCCCCUGGCACGACGCCGGAGUCCCAGCUUUGACACCAGUACAGCCACCAGCAAGCUGUCUCACCGGCCCUCCGUGCUCUCUGAAGACCUACAGCUACACGAUGGCCCCUACUGCUCCCGGCCCCCGCCAGGCCCUGCAUCCCCAAGGGAGCUGUUCCUGGACCACCAGGCAGUUUUCAGCCAGUGCCCGGCCCUGCAGACUUCCUCUCCCUACAAGCAAGCUGGACCCAGCCCCAAAACCCAGGCCAGGCAGGGCUCCCCAGGGAAGAAGGCUGAGCUGGUGCAGGCCUCAUUAGAAGGCCCAGCCCACCCUCCCAGGCCCAAGCCCCAGGUCGUGGAGCCCCCUGAUUGCCUCUGCUCCUCAGCCAGCACCCUGGAGGGGCUCAGCGUCUCUGAUGAGACCUGCUUAAGCACCUCCGAGCCCAGUGCCCGCGUUCCAGAUUCCGUAGGUGCCUCCCCAGAGGACCUGGAUGAGACAGAGCAGACAGUACCUGAACGGGGCCAGCUCAAUGAGAAGCGGGACACGCUGUGGCUGGCGCUCAAGGAGACUGUUUACGACCCAUCUCUGCCUGCCUCACACCAGAGCAGCUCGUCCUGGAAGGGCCGUGGUGGGCCGGGGGAUGGCAGCCCUGUGGUGCUGCCUAACAGCCAGCCAGAUCUGCCAGAUGUUUGGGUCCGCAGGCCCAGCACCCACACUUCAGGCUACAGUAGCUGA
Molecule: messenger RNA, 4209 nt
Organism: Rangifer tarandus platyrhynchus (Svalbard reindeer)
Lineage: Eukaryota; Metazoa; Chordata; Mammalia; Artiodactyla; Cervidae
Source: the annotation of a GenBank genome assembly